Copidosoma floridanum is the source of this 4818-nucleotide messenger RNA. It is a transcript of the gene DAAM, whose product is annotated as disheveled-associated activator of morphogenesis-like protein. Gene Ontology annotation, molecular function: actin binding; small GTPase binding. NCBI's taxonomy places the organism in Eukaryota, Metazoa, Arthropoda, Insecta, Hymenoptera, Encyrtidae. Gene Ontology annotation, biological process: positive regulation of actin filament polymerization; actin cytoskeleton organization. The record is from RefSeq and is a predicted model, not a curated record.
UCGGAGAGAUGGAUACCGUUUUCGAGAAGAUGGGCAAGAUCAAUUUGAGGAUCCCGAGCUGUCCUGUCAAGGUUCACAGUCCACAGCCUCUGAAGGAUUUUGUGGGCCGCUGUCAGACCAUGCCAUCGAGAGUAAAGAAGUCCUUUUGCGGAUGCCUGCAGGAUGACGAGCCCCCGGAAAUCACCUACUGCGUGGUGGAGCAGACGGGCACGCUCACGCUUCAAGCGAUGACGCCGACGCUGCCUAUGCCGGCGGAGGAGGAGCUCAACAAGAUGUUCCUGGAGCUGGUCGAGGAGCUCGACCUCACCCAACCGAAUCGGCAGGCCAUGCUCGCUCUACCCGCGAACAAGAAAUGGCAGAUCUACUGUUCGCGGAAGGGCAACGGCACCCUCGAAAACGGCGGCCUCAGGACGACCGAUCUCAGCGGCGACCCGGAGGACUACAUCAACCGCGUCAAGUCCAUAGCCAUGAACUUGAACACCGAAGAGCCCGAGGAAAUAGCGAAUCAAAUAAGGCACGUGGAAGCUUUGAAAACGGCACUCCGAACGCAACCCCACAGCUUCGUCAUCAGAUUUAUCGAGCUGGAUGGCCUGAACACACUGUUGCAAGUAUUGGAAGUCAUGGACGUCGAGGCAGCGGACAGUAAUCUCCACACGAGCGUCAUCGGAUGCUUGAAAGCCUUGAUGAACAAUUCCAACGGCAGAGCGCACGUACUGGCACAUCCAACGGCCAUAAACACGAUAUCGCAAUCACUGGCGACCGAGAACAUCAAAACAAAGAUCGCCGUGCUUGAGAUCCUAGGUGCCGUUUGCCUCGUACCGGGUGGCCAUCGAAAGGUCCUCGAGGCAAUGCUACACUUCCAGCAAUAUUAUUCGGAACGCACGCGCUUUCAAUCCAUUAUCAACGACCUUGACAAGAACUUUGGAAUCUACAGGGACAAUCUGUCCCUUAAGACUGCGAUCAUGUCAUUCAUCAAUGCAGUACUAAACUACGGCCCCGGACAAGUGACCCUUGAAUUCAGGCUGCAUUUGAGGUACGAACUACUGAUGCUGGGUAUCCAGCCAAUCAUUGAAAAGCUGAGAAAGUACGAGAACGAGACGUUGGAUCGGCACUUGGAUUUCUUUGAAAUGGUGAGGAACGAGGAUGAGAAAGAGUUGGCAAGAAAAUUUGAAAAGGAACACGUGAACACAAAGAGCGCUACCGACAUGUUUGACCUGCUGAGGCGAAAGCUCAGCCAUACAGCAGCCUAUCCCCAUCUGCUCAGUUUACUCGAGCAUUGUUUGUUACUGCCAUUAAAUUAUGGCUCGUUUCCACAAUAUUGGUUGCUCUUUGAUCGAAUCGUACAACAGAUCGUCCUACAAUCCGAAGGUAACAAAGCCAACACAACGAGAAAUCCAGACGUUGCACCGAUUGACAUCAACGUCAAGGAAAUCGUUCAUUUGUUGGCCAAAGAAGAGGAGCUCGUUGCUGCGCGAAAAAAGGCUGAUGAGCUCGAAAAGGAAAAUUCGGACCUGUCCAGCAGAUUGGCAAAGAAGGAACAGGAGUUGGACUUACGAACGCAAGAAAAAGAAGACAUGGAGGCGAGUCUUGCAAGAACCAAGGAACGGCUUGAAAAAGAAACUUCCUUGCACAUAGAGACUAAACAGAGAAUCUCAGAACUGCAGGACAGUAUAGAGACGCUCUCGCGCCAGGUGAAUAACGAAAAGUCAGAAAGAAAACGUCUGGAGCAACUGGUAGCAUCUGGUAGUCUACCAGACGAUGCUAAAGCUACAAUUAAGAUCGUGGAUGAUGAGGUUUUGGAGAAAGUUGAGGCCAAAUUCGUACCACCACCGCCCCCUCCACCACCUCUAGCACCCCCACCACCGCCACUGAUGAUGCCAUCAGCGCCACCUCCGAUGAAGGUGGAAAUCAUAAAGAAUGUUCCUCAAUCAAGUAAUCCAUUGAAAUCAUUCAACUGGUCAAAGAUACCCGAACAAAAACUGCAAGGUACCAUUUGGUCAGAGUUGGAUGACUCGAAGCUGUACAACGUCAUGGAUCUGGAAUCCAUCGACAAAAUAUUUUGCGCCUACCAAAAGAACGGAGUAUCCACCGAUGGAUCGAUCGAAGACUUGCGAAGUCUGGGCAAGAACAAGAAAACCAUGUCGGUGAUUGAUUCAAGGCGAGCACAGAACUGCACAAUUCUCUUGUCAAAGUUAAAAAUGUCCGACAACGACAUAACCAGAACGAUUCUGUCAAUGGAUCAGCAAAACAUUUUGCACAUCGACAUGGUUGAGCAGCUACUCAAAUACAUUCCGUCGUCCGAAGAAGCCGCUCUGUUGGACAUGAACCAGAAGGAUCUUCAGAGUAGAGCAGACUGUUUCUUAUACCAAAUAUCAAAGGUUCCACACUACGAGCAACGAUUACGCUCGCUGCACUACAAAAAGAAAUUUUCCGCGAGCAUAGCUGAACUCACUCCGCGUAUGCGAGCCGUUCUCGAGGCAUCGCGUCAAGUAACUCUUUCUCGCAAACUCCGUAAGCUCCUUGAGCUCGUUCUAGCUUUGGGUAACUACGUCAAUCGUGGCAACGCACGAGGCAACGCAUGUGGAUUCCGUCUAGCUUCGCUCAAUCGAUUGGCCGACACCAAAUCCUCGUGUGCCAAAGGAACUACUCUAUUGCACUACCUGGUUCAAGUGCUGGAGUCACGAUUCCGAGAAGUUCUUGACAUCGAGUCAGACAUGCCGCAGGUGAGAACAGCCGCGAGGGUCAGUAUGGUCGACCUGCAGAAGGAAGUGGCGAAUCUCAAGAAUGGAUUGCAAGAUGUCCAGAGAGAGAUCGAAUUCCACCGAGGACAGGUGCAGACAAUUCAAGGAGACAUGUUCCUGCCGUCUAUGAGAGAUUUCCAGGCUCAAGCCACGUGCAGGCUUGCCGAGGCCGAAGAUCUUUUCCAAGACAUGAAGACCAGGUUCGACAGAGCCGUGCGUCUCUUUGGCGAGGAUUCAGCUGGCAUACAACCUGACGAAUUUUUCGGUAUAUUCGAGAACUUCCUGCAAGCCUUCAUAGAGGCCAGAAACGAGGUCGAGAGCAUGAGGAGAAAGGUCGAAGAAGAUGAACGUCGAACCAAGCAAGAACAAGAAUUGAAAAAACGUACGAUGGAGCGUAAAAACUCGCGCGAAGGCAUCCUCAAUAGCAUCGCUCUAAACAAGAAGAACGAAGCCAAUGGCACGAAUGGCCACGGUGACAGCAAAGGCGAGUUCGACGACCUGAUUUCGGCAUUACGUACGGGUGACGUUUUUGGCGAAGACAUAGCUAAAUUCAAGAGGUCGAAACGCCGGCCUGUGACACCGAGCAGUGCCGCUAGUCAAGAGUCGCGUCGGCACAGCGCACACCGUGAAGACUCACGCGAGAGACACUAGAUACGAGGUGUCAUAUGUCAGACCAUUCGUAAAUCCUAAUGGAGCGCUAAACAAUGUUUUUCAUUUGACAUGAGGUUCAUCUAGUUUUAUUCGAAUGUUAUCUAUCUGAUCGAACGAAGAUUUUUUACUUUUUCAUUUAUACGGUAGAGUUGACAUUGACACGUCUUUUUAGAAAAUGUGGAGACUUAAUGGAUGCACGUGUAUAAUUUUCGUUAAUAACGUUUUAGGGAAUACAAAAAACCGACACAUUAGUCUUAAUGUAUGUUAAUGCUAUAGUAUACGAUAAAUUGUAAUUUUUUCAUACGGAUUGUUGUACGGAUAACUUUGAUUACAAAUGGUUUGAUUAACAAUACUUAUUUUUUAACCAAUUCAUGAUCCAUCAGUGUUACGAUUUUUAAUAAAAAUCGAUGAAAAUAUUUCGUAGAAAGGAAUUAGUCAAUAGUUAGUAUUACAUAAAAACGCCGGUAGCAUAAAAAGUCCGAGCCCCUCGACGGUAUUAAAGACUGGGCGAUUUUUUUUAUCUAGUGCCAAGAAUUUGGAGGAUCAAACGUCGCAAGUAACACUCCGAUUCAUCACACUUGUCAGAAUUAAUGGUGUUGAGAAAUUGGUUGUAGUUUUCAGGUGGAUUUGUAAUAUUAUAUGAUAUAAUCAUUCCCGUCAAACGUGAGAGUCCUCCUGUAUAUAUAUUUUUUUUUUUUUUUUUUAAUUUUCAUAAAUAAAAUAACUUUUUACACAACUAGCAUGUAAAACAAUUUUUCAUCACAUAAAGCAUUUGUUCUCUGUUAACGUUGAUUUUUGUUAUACCACGUUGCUUAUUAAAAGUUCAAUUGAUAGCACUUUCGUAAAAUCAAUAUUGCUAGCUGAAAUGAAAUGCAUCUUUUAAAAACCGGUGAAUAAGUAACCGCAACACAAACAUUUCAGCUCUGAUUUAUGUCCAGAAGAUAAACGACCGACGGUUUUGUCUGUACGUGAUAUUUACAUUUCAAUUGUACAUAUAGUCAUUAUUCUACACAUGUACCAUAUACAUCACCUUUACAUUUUAUGCAGCAUGUUACUUCCUUUUUCAAACCAUAUGUUAUUUUCUCAUUUAUGUAACAUAUGAAUACUUUGUUUCUCGUUCCAACAAGACCUUUAUACGAAUUUAUUUAUUAUUUCUAAAGAAAAAUGUAUUCUCAGUGCAUUCCGAAACAUUGCGCGGCUGUUUAAUAAAACAACAAUCUUUAUUUGCUUGGUAAUAUGAGCAGUGUCCGACUAGAUAUACCAUUAGACCAGCGCAUUAGGUUUUUCUAUGGUUUAUGUUAGUAAUGUUUGACUAGCACUACCUAUAAAGUUAAUUUUGCGGAAGGAUGAAAGUUUUUAAUAAAAUUACACGUUCACUGAAAGCAUUGAAUAGUAUUGUGAGGAAAAUUAUAAAAAAAAGUAAUUG